CGAACCGCCGCCAUAUUCUUGCAAUAUCUAACGUUGGAAUUGGCCUUUUUUGUGGUAUUUGCCUUUGUUCUUCUCAAGAUUUCGCGUAUGAAAUCCUGAAAAAAUAUUUCUUCGGUGAUUGAUAAAGUAAUUUCUAGAAAAUAGCCGACAAGCGUUGCUAGAAUUGUCGCCGCAAAUUGUACAAAGAGAAAUAUUGCCGGUGCCUUGGAACAACGCCGGUGUGUUCGCUCGAGACGAAUGUGCAGUGCUUACAGCCAAGAGUGGAAAGGCGAAAACUCCCCGAAACUAUAAGUCGCUCAGUCCUCUGGCCACUGUAUCGGAGCUGGAGUCAAAGAACAUAUUAUCUUUUGAAAACAGCGGAGAAGAAAACGCUGUGUAAAACUAUGGCUAACACAGCUCGUGCUAGAGUAUACUCGGAUGUAAAUGUGCAUCGGCCAAGAGAGUAUUGGGAUUAUGAAUCUCAUGUUAUAGAAUGGGGGCAACAAGAUAGCUAUGAACUUGUUCGCAAACUGGGUAGAGGAAAAUAUAGUGAAGUCUUUGAAGCGAUAAACGUCUCAAAUGAAGAGAUUGAGAAAGUGGUAGUUAAAAUUUUAAAGCCUGUUAAAAAGAAGAAAAUAAAGAGAGAGAUAAAAAUCUUAGAAAACCUGAGAGGAGGACCCAAUAUUAUUAAUCUUCUUGAUGUCGUAAAAGACCCUGUGUCCAGGACACCAGCAUUAGUUUUUGAGUAUGUUAACAACACAGAUUUUAAGCAACUGUACCAGAAAUUUACUGAUUAUGACAUCCGAUUUUACUUAUAUGAACUUCUGAAGGCCUUGGACUAUUGUCACAGUAUGGGGAUAAUGCACAGAGAUGUCAAGCCACAUAAUGUUAUGAUUGAUCAUGAAAAGAGACAGUUACGACUAAUAGACUGGGGUUUAGCUGAGUUUUAUCACCCAGGUCAAGAGUACAAUGUACGAGUGGCUUCCAGAUACUUCAAAGGACCUGAAUUACUGGUGGAUCAUCAAGAGUAUGACUAUUCCCUUGACAUGUGGAGUUUUGGCUGCAUGCUGGCUAGUAUGAUUUUCAGAAAAGAACCCUUCUUCCAUGGACAUGACAACUAUGAUCAACUUGUCAGAAUUGCCAAAGUUAUAGGAACAGAUGAGCUUUUUGAGUAUGUCGAGAAGUACCAUAUAGAAUUAGACCCAAGAUUCAACGACAUCUUAGGGAGACAUUCAAGGAAAAGGUGGGAAAGAUUCACUCACUCAGAAAAUGAACUUUUAGUAAGUCCUGAAGCAAUUGACUUGCUGGACAAGCUCCUAAGAUAUGAUAUAGCGGAGCGCCUUACUGCGAGAGAAGCCAUGGAACAUCCAUAUUUCCAUCCAGUUGUGAGACAGGAACAACAAAGACUGGCACAGACUAUAAUCUCUCCAGUCCCUAUGCAGUCCAGUGGAACACCGACGCAACAAAUUGUUUCGCCCAUCCCAGCUUCGCCAACAUCGCCCCUGCCCAAUUCAACCCCUGCAUGACAAGAUUAUAACUGUAGUCAAAGGGAUGUGGGUACGUGGGCUUAACCUGGAUCUUUUUCACUGAGAAAAGGAUAGUUUGCCUCAAUGGGUGCAAUUUUUCAACAAGAUUACAACUGUAUUCAAAAGGAUGUGGUACAUGGGCUUAACGUCCAUCUUUUCUCACCGAGAAAAAAUGCUUUUCGUGCAUGUAAAUGUACAUGUAGAUGGGUGCAAUUUUCAACAAUAUAUUUAAGGGUCUAGGUCAAGCUAUUUUUGGCAAUUCUAGGUGUUUUGCCUUUCUAGUUUAAUAAUGAAAAUAGUCUGAUGAAAGCGAGUGAAUACUAUACAUGUAGGUGUUUCUAAAGAACAGACUAGAUUUCUGAUUUUUUUAGUUACGAUGUUGAAUUCUGUUUCAGCCGUUUACUCAAUGUUUCUGUUAUUUGUGCCAUUGUAGUUGGUCAUCUUUUUAUAUAGUUUUCAGCUGUUUGAUUUAGAACCAGUUAUAUUCUUUGAACAAUUCGCUUAAAGUAGCGUGACCUAGCCACCGAUGCAGUCACUUUUUGAGCUUGUCGCGCAAUCUUUCCUCAACGCGUGGCGUGUCCACGUGGGUGUGGUUCGAGUUCAUUUGACCCCUAAAAGACACCACUUUAACACAGAGAGACAAGUAUAGGUUACAAUGAUUUAAGUAAUGAUAAAAACAAUGUUAUCAAAAACUUUAUCCUAUAGAUAGAUUGUAAAAGCAUUGCCUUAAAACUCCAGGUAUUUCUCCAUGUGUAACCCUAAAAGAUACCUUCGUGUUUUGUCCUGGACACCCUAAGUGAGACCAAAAGCCAAAGCCUUUUCACAUGGGAGCAUCCCCCCCCCCUCCCCUACUCCACUCCCGGGACGUGCCCAGAGAGUGUCUGCAUACGAGUCUAAAGAUGAUAAAGCCCUUUAAACUAUUUGACAUUUCUAGUUAGCUUGCCUAGAUAUAGGGGACGUAAAACCUGACAUUGUUGUGCAAAGCAAAAAGUUCUUGUCAAAGUUGCAUCAAUUUUGCCCGUGACAACAUGAGGCAAUGUUGUCAAAGUACCAUUAUUAUUUUUACAAACAUAUUUUAAAUAAGAUAUUUCAUCCUUUUCCCAAACUUUAAAUGUAGAAUGUUGAAGAGGGUAGAACAUUUUCGUUUCCCUAAUUUGAUUCAAAAAGGCCAACUUAUAACAUGUUAUCCCACAUUUCUUUGGAAACAGGGUUAAUUAAUGAGUGAGGAGGUAGUCCUUGCAGAUGUUGCCGCUCAUAAGAACUUCCAUAGUUGAUACUCAGUUUUCUUUUUGAGCGAUGUAAAUUAUUGUUUUAGCUACAGUCUUAUUAAUGUGACUGUCAUAUAUCUUGUAAAGUGUCUUGGUUAUCGACUCGCUUUCUUCUGUUGACAUUGUGAUUUGCAACCUUCCAAGUAUUGUUGUGUUUGUGAAGACGAGAAAAGUACACUGCAUGGCGGCGGCCAGUGUGCUGGUAGUUAGCCACUUGGGUCUUUGUAUUGUAUGUUGAUAUCUUUGUAAAAUAUAUUCUUACAGAAGUAAGUUGGGGUAGAUCUUUGAACUUGGUCCUCUACGUAGCUGAAAAUAAACAAAAUGAGUGUGCUGUCA
This is a messenger RNA of Orbicella faveolata, 3109 nucleotides long. RefSeq names its product casein kinase II subunit alpha-like. Gene Ontology annotation, molecular function: protein serine/threonine kinase activity; ATP binding. The record is from RefSeq and is a predicted model, not a curated record. Gene Ontology annotation, biological process: peptidyl-threonine phosphorylation; regulation of cell cycle; peptidyl-serine phosphorylation. Gene Ontology annotation, cellular component: cytosol; protein kinase CK2 complex; nucleus. NCBI's taxonomy places the organism in Eukaryota, Metazoa, Cnidaria, Anthozoa, Scleractinia, Merulinidae.